AAGACCUCCCCCCGUACACACAGACAGACAGCCGGACAGACAGCCGCACACCCGCCGCCCAGGGGCGGCUGCGCCGUGCCGCCCCUCCCCAGCCGGCAGCGGCGGGGCUGUGAGGUCGGAGCGGCGGGGAAGAAGGGGAGGGCGGCCCCCGCGGGGGGUCGUCGCCAUGACGAGAAGCUGCGCCGCCGCCGCCGCUGGAGCCGCCGCUGUCCCUUCAGCACCGCGGCGGGAGGAGGCGGCGAUGGCGGGACGCGGGCGGGGGCCGUCAGGGCGCCGCGGCCGCUGAGGGAGCACGGUUUUUACUCCCUGUACACCCUUCGAAGGAGCUCACUAUGACAGGGCAGAGUCUGAAGGCUUUAUCUGAGGCAAAUUUUGAAGACAAUGAGAUCAGCAUCAACGUUGGAGGCUUUAAGAAAAAGAUGAGAUCCAACACAUUGCUAAGGUUCCCCGAGACCAGACUGGGCAAACUGCUGAGCUGCCACUCGAAGGAGUCGAUCCUGGAGCUCUGCGAUGACUAUGAUGACACCAAGAACGAAUUUUAUUUUGACAGGAACCCUGAGCUCUUCCCUUACGUGUUACAUUUUUAUAACACUGGCAAGCUCCAUGUGAUGGGUGAACUCUGUGUGUUUUCUUUCAGCCAGGAGAUUGAAUAUUGGGGAAUCAAUGAAUUCUUUAUAGACUCAUGCUGCAGUUACAGCUACCAUGGGAGGAAAAUGGAGCCAGACCAAGAGAAAUGGGAGGAACAAAGUGACCAGGAAAGUACCACAUCUUCUUUUGAUGAGAUUUUGGCAUUCUACAAUGAUGCCUCUAAGUUUGACAAACAACCCUUUGGAAACAUCAGGAGGCAGCUCUGGCUGGCUUUGGAUAAUCCUGGCUACUCAGUCUUAAGCCGAAUCUUCAGUGUCCUUUCAAUAGUGGUGGUGCUGGGCUCCAUCGUGACCAUGUGCCUGAACAGCCUCCCAGACUUUCAGAUUGUUGACAGCAACGGGACCCCCGAGGAGGACCCUCGCUUUGAAAUCGUGGAACACUUUGGUAUUGCAUGGUUCACUUUUGAACUGGUGGCGAGAUUUGCAGUAGCUCCUGACUUUUUAAAAUUUUUCAAGCAUGCCCUGAAUUUGAUUGACCUAAUGUCCAUCCUACCAUUUUAUAUUACCUUAAUUGUCAACUUGGUGGUGGAAAGUAGUCCAACCUUGGCAAAUUUAGGCAGGGUUGCACAAGUCCUGAGACUCAUGAGGAUCUUUCGCAUCUUAAAGCUUGCUAGACACUCAACAGGUCUCAGGUCUCUUGGAGCCACCCUGAAGUAUAGCUACAGAGAGGUAGGGCUUCUUUUACUUUACCUCUCUGUUGGCAUCUCAAUUUUCUCAGUCGUAGCUUACACCAUUGAAAAAGAAGAGAAUGAGGGGUUAGCCACCAUCCCUGCUUGUUGGUGGUGGGCUACGGUUAGCAUGACCACGGUUGGCUAUGGGGAUGUUGUGCCAGGGAGCACUGCUGGCAAGUUGACGGCAUCUGCAUGCAUCCUAGCCGGUAUCCUAGUGGUAGUGCUUCCCAUUACACUGAUCUUCAAUAAAUUCUCCCACUUCUACAGGCGUCAGAAGCAGUUAGAGAGUGCCAUGAGAAGCUGUGAUUUUGGUGAUGGCAUGAAAGAAGUUCCAUCGGUCAAUUUAAGGGACUACUAUGCUUAUAAAGUUAAAUCCCUUAUGGCCAGUCUUACCAAUAUGAGCAGGAGUACCCCCAGUGAGCUGAGCCUGAAUGAUUCACUGCAUUAGUGUACAAGUUUGACAGCAGUUUGCAUGAAAGCUAUCAAGAGCUACGUUUAUGAAUGUUUUCCUAUUUGUGUUUUUUUUUUUUUUCCUAGAGGAUAAUGUUGCUGACACUGCACUAACUUUGCACUUGAGAAACUACAGAAAUUUAUAUUACAAGUUGACAGUUUGCACAUCCUCAUCCUGUUGCAUCGGUACUGAAUGCUGACCCUUUCAUACAAGUGUUACCACUCCCAUGGCAUUAGUGCUAGCAGUAUAGUGAUGAUUUAUUACUUUGUGCACUUCCUCAUUUGAGCAGAGAGAUGAGUGUACCCGAGUGGAAUAAAAAUUCUCAGCUGUG
This is a messenger RNA of Cygnus olor (mute swan), 2100 nucleotides long. It is a transcript of the gene KCNS2, whose product is annotated as potassium voltage-gated channel modifier subfamily S member 2. Gene Ontology annotation, biological process: regulation of delayed rectifier potassium channel activity; protein homooligomerization; potassium ion transmembrane transport. Gene Ontology annotation, cellular component: membrane; voltage-gated potassium channel complex. Gene Ontology annotation, molecular function: protein binding; voltage-gated potassium channel activity. The transcript has 2 exons. Lineage: Eukaryota; Metazoa; Chordata; Aves; Anseriformes; Anatidae. Bases 333 to 1766 code for a protein of 477 amino acids. The record is from RefSeq and is a predicted model, not a curated record.